Molecule: messenger RNA, 3495 nt
Organism: Closterium sp. Naga37s-1
Lineage: Eukaryota; Viridiplantae; Streptophyta; Zygnematophyceae; Desmidiales; Closteriaceae
Source: the annotation of a GenBank genome assembly
AUGGAGGAAGUGGAGUUGGUGGCGUAUGCGGGGAUUGCGACGAGCAAGGGUAAUAUUCUCGCGGAUUACGGCCGAGACAGGGACGCGUACCGAGAGGCGAUCUCCUCCGCAUUACCCGCUCUCCCGGAACAUGCGUCGCAAAUCUCAAUGGGCCACGGGCGGCUGUUCGUGCUGUUUCUGAUGGCAAAGGACGGAAUCGUGUUCUUCUGUCUGGGCUACGACCCGCUCACCAAGGAUCAGGCGCGCGGGCUGCUGGGGCGCGUGCGCACGGCGUUCCUCUACUCCGCGCGCAAGUGCGACCUGCACUCGGGCGCGCCGCUGCCCGACGCGACGCGCGACAACAUCCGCAAGUCGUUCGCGUCGACCUUCCGCUCGCACAGAGGAAAGAUCGAGGAAGGCGCGCAGCCGCCGCCGCUGACGAUCUACCACGACGCGCCGUUCGCGUAUCGGACCAAGUCGGAGGAUUCGUUUCCCGCAGGUGAGAGUCAGGAUGGGGAGGAGAGCGAGGAGGGGGAGGAGGGUGAGGAAGGGGGGUGGGAUGAUUACGAGGAUGAUGGUGAUUAUAGGGAAGGUGAUGGUGGUGGUGGUGGUGGGGAGGACAGGGCAGAGCUUAGGGGGGAGGAUGAAGCGGGCGAUUCUGAGAACUGUGACAAUAGGCGGAGUUCCGCAAACGGGGAAGCGGAAGGGAUGCCAGCGGCCGGUACAGGAACAGGUACAGGGUCAAGAAGCAGCAGAUCGAACGGUCAGGAUCAACAGACGAGAGAGCAGCAGCAAGCAGCUGGGGGGAGCGAUGCUGGGGGUAGAAACAGCAGGGACGGCAGGGAUAAUGAUGAUGAUGACUCAGGGUGGAUUGAUGGUGCCACCCUGAUGACGGGGCAAGCGCUGAAGGGUGCCACGUGGCAGCGCCUCCCCGCGUCGGAUCCGGGAAUCGGGCGGGGAAGAGGCAGGCGGAAAGGGGGAGGUACCGGGCGGAACAGUGGCGAGGCGAGCGGGGGGAGGGGGAGUGCGGGCAGUCGUCUCACGCCGAGACAGAGGCUCCUGCAGGAGGUGGGGGAGGUGCUGGUGGGAGUGGGGGCGGAUGUGUCAGGGUGCGCCGUUGACCCCUGCUUUGACCUCGGUCAACCCAUCCGGCCGGUAGGCCCGUCCCUUGACCUGGGUCAACCCGUUAGACCAGCAGAUAGAAGCAGCCGGUCGGCCAAGGCAAAUGCCGUUGAUAGCAGCAGGGACGGCAGUGGAGGAGAAGGAGGAGGAGCAGAGCUGCAAUAUCGGCCUACCGCAGUCGAACCGUCCCCAGUUGCACCUGCGCGCCCCUCCCCCGGAUACCCUCCCCGAGGCUCCUCCACCCCCCCCAUCGCGCCCUCCUUCGGCUCCCCUGCGGCCCUUCGCGGCUCAGGCUCGGGGAAGCGGCUGUCGAUCAAUGAGAGGCCGACAGCUGGCAUCGCGGGCAGCAGCGGCGGCGGGUGGAACAUGAGCGUAACGUUACCCCCGCAGGCCCUCGCCCAGCUCGCAGCCGCCAUGCAAGAAGGAGACGACGAGGACGGGGGGAAGGGGGCGUUGCGGGAAGGGCAUGGGGGGGAAGGAGAUGGGAAUGGGGGUGGGGAGGAGGGAGGGGGUCCUGGGGUGGGGUUUGAGAGGAGGAGUGUAUCGGCAGCAGUGGCUGCGGCGCAGAGGGGGGACCGCGCGUUUGUGCACAGCCACAGCUGGAACGUGCGAUCCAGUGGCUUGGAUGAAGGGGAGGAGGGCGAGCGGGGAGAGGGCGGAAGGGGUGGAGAGGGGUGGGAUUCGGUGCAAGGGAGAAGGACGAUGAGCAGUCAAGGGAGGAAGGGUGCGGUUUCAGGCAUGUCCCCUGGCAUCGUCACAGGCGUUUCUCCCGGCAUGUCUCCCGGCAUGUCACCUGGCAUGUCUCCUUCGGGUCCCAUCACGCCGUCACGGCUGUCCCGAUUAAGCUCCUCUGCUUCUCCUUCCGCUCCCACUGCUGCGGUUUCCUCACAUGCCUUUCCGGACAUGGACGGCUCGUAUAGUCACGCUUCAAGAGGCAACUCUUAUAGUCACACCCCAGUGGAUGGGCCACACAGAAGCAGCCCUCUGCGGGACUCGAACCUCCCCCCUCGGUCGAGCCCCCUGGCUCGAGAGCUCGCGGAUUUGGAGAAGGAAGCCGGAUCAGUACAGUCCGUCCCCGUUAUAAGCUCAUCUUCUCCAGGCAGAGUUGCUUUUCCGGAUUUGGCACCUGCGGGUACCAGACGAAGCAGCCUAGCGCAAGAGAUCGAGGAGCUUGAGGGAACAGGCGCAGGUGCAGAGCACAAUGUCAACAGCAGCAGUACUGCUUUCGGUCCUACUGGCAGGAUCGCUGGUGGUAACCCUAGUGCUGGUGGUUACUCUCCUGGUUACCCGCGCGGUGACAGUGGCAGCCGCAGCCGCAAGUUCCUUGGUGCGGGUAGCGCUGGGGACAUAGCCACUGGUGUUGCCACUGGUGUGGCCACUGGUGGGGACAUAGCAGUUUUUGGUGCGCCUCAGAAAUGGACUUUACCGCCAAGCUCUAGCUCAGAAUGGAAACCCGGGCCUGGGAGCGACAGCGGUGUUCCAAUGGCUGGGAGCGAUGGUUACCGCGUAACCGACCGGUUUGGUGCAUCUACGAGUCUUGUGUCCGAGCCGUCUGCGUCUCCUCGGUCUCCUGCGAGUUCUGUCGCCGUUCCUGUCCUCCGCCGAACCUACACGGACUGCGACCAGCUUGCUGCGGCAGGAGGUUUGGGGGGUGGUGUGGAAGCAGCAGCAGCAGGUGGUGCGGCUGGUGCUGGUGCGGCAGAUUCAACACGCACUUCCAAGGUGUUUAAAGCGUUUGGGCCUAAGAGCCCGCUGAACACCGUGAAAUCGGGAGGGUUCUGGCCGGUGCAGAGCGGUUGGGGGGGAGGUGACGCGAGCCCUACCAGUAGCACUGCUAGCGGGUUCUCAGCUGCUACACCCACUGCUGCUGCCGCUGCUGCUGUUGCUGCUGCUGCCGCGGCUUCUGGUGCUGCUGGUAGUUCCACUCCUGUUGCUGCUGGCUCUGGUAGUUUUAUGAGUAGCAGUAGUAGCGGCAGCAAUCAGAAGGGAGGGGAAGGUUCACUUGGAAAGAUGUGGCUUAAGCUGUUUGGGAAAGGCUGGGGCAAAGGGGGUGCAGAGGGAGGGGGAAGCGAGGGGAUGGAGGAGGAAGAGGAAGGGGCAGGGAGGCGAGGAAGGAGGUUGUCACUUCAAGGGUCUAGGAGCGAAGCCGGAGGGGGGAGAGGGGAUGAAACGGCUGGGCAGAUUCAGGGCAGCCGGUGGGAUGGGGAAAGUUCCCAGAAUAGCAGCUGGAGAAGGGUGGUGAUGGAGAACCUUUUCCAGGCGACUCAGAGAACAGGUGUUGGAGAGGAACAGGUGUUGGAGGGGAACAGGUGUCGGAGAGGAACAGGUGUUGGAGGGGAACAGGUGUUGGAGGGGAAGCCACUCUAUAGUGCAGGGAGGGGGGAUGCACUCUAG